Messenger RNA from Metarhizium acridum CQMa 102, 393 nucleotides. RefSeq lists its product as uncharacterized. Lineage: Eukaryota; Fungi; Ascomycota; Sordariomycetes; Hypocreales; Clavicipitaceae. The record is from RefSeq and is a predicted model, not a curated record.
AUGGCGGGCAACAAUACAUACGUACGCAUCACCGGCAACGUGGCCGAAAUCAACUUCGGCGAUGAAUGGGGCUCUCAGAAUCUCAAAGUCAAGGCGAAUUCCAGAUCCGUCCAGUAUGUGCGUAUAAAAGUCGACAAUGAAGAGUUUGAGGCUAGUGGCAGCGGAGAGGGCAACACCAUCAUUUUCGAUCGCAAGUUGGGCACGCCUUGCAAGAAAAUUUCGGCCACGUUUGAGUACCAGACUGAGAACGGGGGCAAACUCCAGUCUAAACUGAGGUCUGGAGGUCCUUACGACAUAGGCAGGUACAAAACCCUCAUUGUCGUUGCCGAGAACGGGGAUGACGCCGACUAUAACGACGUGAUUUUUGAAAUUUCAGGGUAUUCGAAGCAAUAA